AUGUUGAAGAACGUUGAAUUAGAUUAUAUAAAUAAAUUAAAAAAUGAGAAGAAAGUUGUUGACGAAAAAGUUAUCAGAAAUGAUUGGUCACAAACAAAUAACAACUUGUUUUUUACAUUGUACAAAAAAGAGGUUGAAGAGAAAAAUUUUUUUUACUACAUAAAAAAUGACUACAUGUCCUUAACCCUUUGGAUUAACGAUGACGAAAUAUACCAUUUGGAAAAAUAUUUCUUUUCAAAUAUUAUACCACAACAAACAAAAAUAAACUUAACAAAGAUGAAAAUUGAAAUAAUCCUGGAAAAAGAAGUAAAAGGGGUACCUUGGGACAAUUUUACAAAAAUGAACAGUGAUGAAUGUGACGGAGAAAAAAACAAAGUCGUAAAUCCGUUUGCCGGAAAAAGUGUAGAAGAGUGGAACGAAAUAACAAAGCUUAUAAAGGAAGACAAAGACGAAAGCGUAGAUUAUUUUUUUAAAAAAAUAUAUAAUGAAGGAGAUGAUGACACAAAGCGCGCCAUGAUUAAGUCAUUCCAAACAUCAGGAGGUAAAGUUUUAUCCACCAAUUGGAAGGAUGUUAAAAAUAAACAAUAUGAACAAGAUAUAUGA
This is a messenger RNA of Plasmodium falciparum 3D7, 603 nucleotides long. Its product is annotated as putative calcyclin-binding protein. NCBI's taxonomy places the organism in Eukaryota, Apicomplexa, Aconoidasida, Haemosporida, Plasmodiidae. The record is from RefSeq and is a predicted model, not a curated record. Gene Ontology annotation, molecular function: protein-folding chaperone binding.